UGUCCCCGCCUGCCGCAUUGCCAGUCCGACCCUCGGGCGGUCCCGGAGCACUCGGCACAGCGCAGCGCGGACCUCGGCAGGUGCGGUGACCAGGCGCCGCGCGGCGCUCCGACUCCCGAGCCCGCGCCCCGCGGCCCCGCGGCCCGCGCUCCCGAGGGCCGGCCCCCGACGAGGCGGCCGCCGGCCCCGCGCUCAGCAUGAACCGCGGCCACCGGCACGGGGUGAGCAGCUGCUGCCUGGGCACCAUGGAGGUGAAGAGCAAGUUUGGAGCUGAGUUUCGUCGGUUUUCACUGGAAAGAUCCAAACCUGGAAAAUUUGAGGAGUUUUAUGGACUGCUGCAACAUGUUCACAAGAUCCCCAACGUUGACGUGCUGGUGGGCUACGCAGACAUCCACGGGGACCUACUGCCCAUAAACAAUGACGACAACUAUCACAAGGCGGUUUCCACCGCCAAUCCACUGCUCAGGAUUUUUAUACAGAAGAAGGAAGAAGCCGACUACAGUGCCUUUGGUACAGACACCCUCAUCAGGAAGAAGAACGUGCUGAGCAAUGUGCUGCGUCCCGACAACCACAGGAAGAAGCCCCACAUCGUCAUCAGCAUGCCCCAGGACUUCCGGCCCGUGUCGUCCAUCAUAGACGUGGACAUCCUUCCAGAGACCCACCGGAGGGUCAGGCUGUACAAGUAUGGCACAGAGAAGCCCCUGGGCUUCUACAUCCGAGACGGCUCCAGUGUCCGGGUGACACCGCAUGGCUUAGAGAAAGUCCCGGGGAUCUUCAUAUCCCGGCUCGUACCCGGGGGUCUGGCCCAGAGCACGGGACUGCUAGCUGUCAAUGAUGAAGUUUUGGAAGUGAACGGAAUAGAGGUGUCGGGGAAGAGUCUGGACCAAGUGACUGACAUGAUGAUAGCCAACAGCCGCAACCUCAUCAUCACCGUGCGGCCAGCUAACCAGAGGAACAACGUUGUGCGGAACAGUCGGACUUCCGGCAGCUCCGGCCAGUCCACCGACAACAGCCUCCCGGGCUACCCGCAGCAGGUGGAAACCAGCUUUGAGCCAGAGGACCAGGACAGCGAGGACGACAUCAUCAUUGAAGACAGUGGUGAGCCGCAGCAGAUCCCAAAGGCUGCCCCGGAUGCCCAGAGCCUGGAGUCCCUGACGCAGAUAGAGCUUAGCUUUGAGGCGGGACAGAAUGGGUUCUCCCCUCUGCAGGACCCAGUGCCUGUGCCCAGCAACCUGGACACAGAGUUUGGACCCCACACUCCGGACCAGAGGCUGUUAGAGGAAGACGGAACGAUCAUAACGUUGUGAACCCGCCACGUGUGUUUUCCAAGCGCUAUAAAUGUAUCACAGGACUGAUGCUGUGGACCUCCGGGCCUCGCUGUCCCACGGGCGAGCCUGAAGUGUGGCUGGGAUGGCGUGACUGUUGACAGACCGCGACGAUGCAGGUGUGAGGCCUUUGCUGCAAUGUCUCCCUGGCCUGCAGAACCGUUCACUUGUCCUCCGUGAAGUCUGAUGUCCCCUUGGUCUGCUGGGAACCUCAGUGCUUGGGUUCCCAACAUCAAUGCAUUCUGACUUUUCCCAAUGUGUCUGUGUUAAUCGUGACAAAUCCUUUUUUCCACGUGCGGUUUUGUUCUGUUUUCCUGCUUGCUAAGACUUUCUGUAGCUAAGACUUUCUGUUUAGGGGCAGUUCCCAUUACCCCACCCUAGACCUGUUUUUGUCUCCAUCCUGUAGCUUCAGAGUUGCAGGGUGCUUCAGUCCUAUUGAUGCCCUUUAACUGCUAACUUUCCUCACCCCCAGCCCUGUGUGAGAUUGUCCCUGUGUGCGUGCGUGCCUGCGUGUGUUGUGCGUUUAGUGUGACCCAUGCUUCUCCAGUGUACCAGGCAGUGAGGAUCAUGUUGCAUCAAAAGGACCCCAGGUUAAGAGACUAACAAACAGAACAAAUGCACACUUUUUAUACAAAAGAUGAGUUUUUUCUUCCUGGGGAUUCUAGGGUGCUGCCUGUACUUCAGGAAGCCUGUGUCAAGUUCGCCACCCGAAGGGGUGUUAAUUGUGUGAGUUAUUUAUUCUCUUCUGCAUCCAUUCAGGAGGAGGGAACAGCAAUUAUUCUCCCCUCACCUGACGCCGUCGUGUUGCAUGCACAGGCACCGAGACCCUCAUGUGUGUCCCCAGGUGGACAGUUAUUUAUUACUUAACCUUAUGGUGGGGCAAGUAUGGACACCUCACAGUUGUGUACUUUUACAACAGCGAAGACUCCGAUGACUCCGAGUUGAAGGACGUUUUUUUCUCUACAGUAAGAGCCGGCAGAUAUGAAGUCUUGAUCCAGUGAGGGGAGCUAGACUCAAUCAACACCGAACAUGUUCUUUGCAGAUGCCUAGCUGAGGCUGGGCGGGGCGACCCCGUGGCUUUGUGUCGAGUUCACAACUUCUCCCUCUUACACAGCACCGCUGCUGACAGCAUUCUAGCCUCCGCACCGUCAGGGAGCUUUCGCAGUGUGGCUCUCGGGUGGAAGGUAACGUUAGGUGUAGAAGGCUCAGUUGUAUUCCUGAGCUAAGUGGCACACAGGCUCAACAUUGUAAGUACAAAUACUUCCACAUACUACCUCUCUCUUUCUCUCUCUCUCUUUUUUAACAGAGUUUUAACAUUAGAACUUUUCUCUUGGGGAAAAACUUCAGGGCUUGACUUUUGUACAAAUUUUAACUGUAAAACACAGAUUUAUCUCCUGUCUGAAAACAGAGCAAAGCUGCUGGCGCCUGUCUUACCUUAAGGACGAUAGUGUUUGUGUCAAGGUCUUACUGGUGAAGUAAGUGAGCCUUGGCUGUGGGGUCCAGUCCCGUUGGCUCGGUUCUUAUGCACCUUAAUGACAAGAACCGAAGCCUUAGCAGCUCAGCCUGCAGUCUGUUGUCGUGAAUGUCAAGCCUCACUGUGAAUUCUUCUGUUGUUAGUCACCUAUGUCAACAAGAUGCUGUGCUGUGUAAACCAUGAAUUUUCUAAUUAAAUUUUACAUGCUAUAACAUGAUUUUUACAUGAAUGAUACUUUGUUUAACCUAUCAAAUGUCAGUAUUUUACUACAAUUUUAUUAUAAAAUGUACAUUAUCACUAAAUGAACUUUGAUUUUAAAAAUCAAGUUAGAUUUAGUUACAUAUUAUUUUUUACCAAUAAAAACGGACUUGUAUAAAGGCUA
Messenger RNA from Phodopus roborovskii (desert hamster), 3181 nucleotides. RefSeq names its product par-6 family cell polarity regulator beta (gene Pard6b). Lineage: Eukaryota; Metazoa; Chordata; Mammalia; Rodentia; Cricetidae. The record is from RefSeq and is a predicted model, not a curated record. Bases 198 to 1307 code for a protein of 369 amino acids. The transcript is spliced from 3 exons. Gene Ontology annotation, biological process: establishment or maintenance of cell polarity; regulation of cellular localization; centrosome cycle. Gene Ontology annotation, molecular function: protein kinase C binding. Gene Ontology annotation, cellular component: apical plasma membrane; nucleus; cell cortex.